AUGACUCGCACUCGUGCCGGACGCGACUUCCACGGCCUGACUGAGGCCAACUAUCGUGAAUUUGAAUUAGCAUACUACAAAUACCACCCGCAAUCGCGCUCUGUCUCGUUUGAGAGAUAUCUAGAUAACGGCACACAUGUGAGGGAAAUAGAAGAGGCCGUGGUGAACAACUUUCAUGGAAACAGGUCGGGCCAAUGUUGUGGCUACGGUGCUCGUGGACAUGGCCACCGCUCGCAUCGCUUUGGGUCCGCUGAUCGGAGGGGAUCGCGUGUGCCUCUUUCUACAUCUCGCUGCGGUCCAGCCGACGACUUCGACCGUGUUCAGUUCAGGGAUGUUCCAUGUGAUGGCCGACGUGGAGCUGGAGGGUCCCUCGAUCGUGCAGGACACCCACUUCCUCGUGGUCAUUGUAGGGUACCGUCACCACCUCCCUCCCGCUGUGGUGGAGAGUCCUCGCGCCCACGGCAACAUCCUCAGUCCCAGUGGAACCGUCACCCCGCUUCAGAUGGCUACUCCGGCGAACACUGGGGUUGCUAUGGUCCUCAGGAUUGA
Molecule: messenger RNA, 549 nt
Organism: Letharia lupina
Lineage: Eukaryota; Fungi; Ascomycota; Lecanoromycetes; Lecanorales; Parmeliaceae
Exons: 1
Coding region: 1-549 (182 amino acids)
Source: RefSeq, a predicted model, not a curated record